Salvia miltiorrhiza (redroot sage) is the source of this 1052-nucleotide messenger RNA. Its product is annotated as cell division topological specificity factor homolog, chloroplastic. The record is from RefSeq and is a predicted model, not a curated record. The coding region runs from base 153 to 857 and encodes 234 amino acids. The transcript has 2 exons. Gene Ontology annotation, biological process: cell division; chloroplast fission; regulation of division septum assembly. Lineage: Eukaryota; Viridiplantae; Streptophyta; Magnoliopsida; Lamiales; Lamiaceae.
GACGUCGUUACGUGAAUAUCUACGGUGUUCACUCUCUCACUAGUCGCAAUUAGUAACGAAAAGAGUGACUGAGAAAGCCCUAGUGAAAUAGAGAGCAAAAUCCAACAAAACCCACUUCUCAAAUCAGAGUGAGCUAGAAUCUUGAUAGGAAAAUGGCUAUUUCAGGAGAUCUUAGGGUUUCCGCAGCUCUGAGUUCAUACAGAUUCAAUCCUCUUCGCACGGCGUCGCAUUUUCCCCCGUCUAAGGUUGAUUGCAAUGUUUUCGUCAAUGGCGCAUCUAGCGUUAUUGAGGCAAUGCCACGAUGUUCGCGUGCUGUUCUUGAUGUCCACAAUACUCGUUGUCACUCUAGACGGCCUCUUGGAGUUUUCGGAGAUUAUAAGCUUUCACAAAAUCCUUUCGGCCAAGAGGUUGAAGAAUUUCUCCUCAACGCGAUCAACAUGAACUUCUUUGAACGUCUAAACUUGGCUUGGAAGAUCAUAUUUCCAUCACCCAUGUCCCGAAAGAAGUCCAAUGCAAACAUUGCCAAGCAACGCCUGAAGAUGAUUCUUUUCUCAGAUCGUUGUGCAGUCAGUGAAGAGGCGAAGCAGAAGAUAGUAAGCAACGUUGUCAGUGCACUGUCUGAUUUUGUUGAGAUUGAAUCGCAGGACAAAGUUCAAUUGAGUGUCUCAACGGACCCAGAUCUUGGCACCAUCUAUUCCGUCACGGUGCCUGUGCGGCGAGUGAGAACAGAAUAUCAAAUCGACGACGAAUCUGGAUCCAUUACGAAUGUCCAAUACAAAGACACCGGAGAAAGCUCGGGUUCUGUUGAUGUGAAGUUUGAUUUCUACAUUCCCAGUGAGGAACUUCAAGGAUUUUAGUGUGCGAAAACAAGGGGUUAUGGAUGCUUGAGACACGGUGGAGAUUAUUUGUUCCUAAAAAUUGUUUCUUUUUCUUCUUAAGCACUAGAGGUUCUCCUACUCGUUAUAUGGUGUUGUAACCACUGGAGAAGAAUAUAUUCUGUAUAUAUUUGGAAUUUGCUAAUUGGAGAAAUGCUUCUAAUUUUGUGUUUUGCA